This is a messenger RNA of Fulvia fulva, 1242 nucleotides long. Its product is annotated as 3-ketoacyl-CoA thiolase, peroxisomal. The transcript has a single exon. Gene Ontology annotation, biological process: phenylacetate catabolic process; fatty acid beta-oxidation. The coding region runs from base 1 to 1242 and encodes 413 amino acids. NCBI's taxonomy places the organism in Eukaryota, Fungi, Ascomycota, Dothideomycetes, Mycosphaerellales, Mycosphaerellaceae. The record is from RefSeq and is a predicted model, not a curated record. Gene Ontology annotation, cellular component: peroxisome. Gene Ontology annotation, molecular function: acetyl-CoA C-acyltransferase activity.
AUGGCCGGCUUCAUCCAGAAAGGCACGAAGAGCAUCCUCCAAAAGAACCCCAACGAUAUCGUCUUCCUCUCUGCUCUCCGCACACCAGUCACACGAGCGAAGAAAGGCGGCUUCAAAGAUGCCCACGACCACGAACUGCUCGCCCACGUCCUCAAAGCAACAUUGGCUGCAAACACCAACCUCGAUCCUGCGAAGAUAGACGACGUUCAGAUUGGUACCGUCCUCUCCGAACUGGGUGGCUCAAAGGCAGGCCGCAUGGCAGCAUGCCACGUCUGCGUGCCCAUUACUACCAGUGUUCAAACUGUGAACAGGGCAUGUUCGUCAGGUCUUGCAGCGAUAACAGGAAUCGCCAACGCGAUCGCAGUAGGUCAGAUUGAUGUAGGCAUUGGAGGCGGCAUGGAGAGCAUGACGCGAAACUACGGCUCAAGAGCAAUUCCUACACAACUCUGGGAUGAACUACGGAAUAGCCCGGUGAAGGAUGCAAAGGAUUGUAUCAUGUCUAUGGGAAUCACGGCAGAGAAUGUGGCGGAGCGAUACGGUGUAUCUCGUGCAGAUCAGGAUGCCUUUGCGGCCUCGUCGCAUCUUAAAGCCGCGAAAGCACAGAAGGAGGGACUAUUCGAUAAGGAGAUCGUAGCUGUAACAACAAGGUGGCAUCCUAAUCCCGAGAACCCAGAGACGACGGAAGAGAUCACAGUGACGAAAGACGACGGAAUCAGACCCAACUCCUCCCCAGAAAGUCUCGCGAAGAUGAAGCCUGCCUUCAAGGAGACGGGCACAGCCACUGCGGGAAAUAGCUCACAAGUCUCUGAUGGCGCGGCUGCGACGCUCAUGAUGCGACGCAGUACUGCCACGGAACUAGGCCUCACCUCCAGCAUUAUCGGAAAGUGGGCAGGAACGCAAGUCAUUGGCUGCAAGCCUGAUGAGAUGGGGAUUGGGCCUGCUCUCGCAAUUCCAAAGUUGCUAGACUACACCGGCGUAGAUAAGAGCGAGAUUGGGAUUUGGGAGAUUAACGAGGCGUUCGCAAGUCAGGCGAUUCACUGUGUACGGACGUUGGGGAUUGAUGAGAGCAAAGUAAAUCCCAAGGGCGGAGCAAUCGCAUUGGGACAUCCUCUUGGUGCGACAGGAGCGAGGCAGCUCGCGACCUUACUACCGGAGCUGGAAAGACAAGGGCAGCAGUUGGGUGUGGUUAGCAUGUGUAUUGGAACGGGGAUGGGGAUGGCGAGUUUGAUCGUGAGGGAGUAG